CCACCAUUGUGGUAUGAGACUCUUAUUAAUAUUAGAGAAAUGAGGAAGAAUUUUGAUGCACCUGUCGACUCUAUGGGUUGUGAUGUUAUCAGUGACCAUAAAGCUGAACCAAAGGUGUUUAGAUAUCAAGUGUUACUUUCUCUCAUGUUAUCUAGCCAGACUAAAGAUCAGAUAACUUCAGCAGCUAUUGGUAGACUCAGACAACAUGGCUGUAGUGUAGAAAAUAUUUUACAAACAUCAGAUCAAAAACUUGGUGAAUUAAUAUAUCCUGUUGGUUUUUGGAAGAAAAAGAUAGUGUUUAUAAAAAAGACAAGUGAAAUAUUAAGAGAUGAAUAUAACUGCGAUAUACCAAAUACUGUGAAAGAUCUAUGUAGUUUACCAGGUGUGGGACCCAAAAUGGCCCACUUAGUCAUGAACUGUGCUUGGAAUACUUUAACUGGAAUAGGUGUAGAUACUCACGUACAUAGAAUCUCAAACAGGUUGCAGUGGGUUCGUAAAACAACCAAUCAACCAGAAGAAACAAGGAAGGCUCUAGAAGACUGGUUACCAAGAGAAUUAUGGAGAGAGGCGAACCACUUACUAGUUGGAUUUGGUCAAACUAUUUGUUUACCUGUUACACCAAGAUGUGCUGAAUGUUUAAAUCAAAAUAUUUGUCCAAGUGCGUUUAAAAAAUCGCCUAAAAAGACCAAG
Molecule: messenger RNA, 690 nt
Organism: Lottia gigantea (owl limpet)
Lineage: Eukaryota; Metazoa; Mollusca; Gastropoda; Lottiidae
Exons: 4
Biological process (GO): base-excision repair; base-excision repair, AP site formation; nucleotide-excision repair
Cellular component (GO): nucleus
Molecular function (GO): DNA binding; 4 iron, 4 sulfur cluster binding; DNA-(apurinic or apyrimidinic site) endonuclease activity
Source: RefSeq, a predicted model, not a curated record